CUUCUCCCCCAGGCCCUCCCCUCUCCUUUUCCCCCUUUCUUCCGUCCGACCCUAGACAACCUCCGCUUGUUCCCUUCCUCCCUCACUCCAAAAUCCUCAUUCUCCACGUCUCGAAAGUAUCUCCCACCCCCUAGCUCCAUCCCCAACGUCCAUCUCUCGGAACAACUUCCGCCCAACUCCAUAACGGCGUCUCCCAGUUCCCCGCCAGGUGGACCGGAAGUACGUCAUGACGAGGCGCCGGAGCGCUCGUUUGGCGCGCGCGCCGUUAGCGGCGGGGCUGUGCUAAUUUCUUGGGUUUUCUGUCAAUUUUCUUUGGUUUUUGAUUUUUUUCGGACUUGUAUACUUACAAUUUUGGAGAUGCCGUCUUCUUUGCUUGGCGCGGUGAUGCCGGCUUCCACAUCGGCUGCAGCCCUGCAGGAAGCUCUGGAGAACGCGGGGCGACUUAUCGACAGGCAAUUGCAAGAAGACCGCAUGUAUCCGGACCUUUCCGAGCUUCUCAUGGUGUCCGCCCCAAACAGUCCCACCGUUUCUGGCAUGUCAGAUAUGGAUUAUCCUCUCCAAGGACCAGGUUUGCUCUCGGUACCCAAUCUUCCAGAGAUCAGUUCCAUCCGAAGAGUUCCUCUCCCACCUGAACUUGUCGAACAGUUUGGACAUAUGCAGUGUAACUGCAUGAUGGGCGUAUUCCCUCCUAUCAGCAGAGCUUGGCUUACCAUUGACAGUGACAUUUUCAUGUGGAACUUUGAGGAUGGAGGAGACCUUGCCUAUUUUGAUGGACUUAGUGAGACUAUUCUUGCUGUGGGGCUUGUGAAACCAAAAGCUGGGAUCUUUCAACCUCAUGUACGACACCUCCUGGUUUUGGCAACCCCUGUGGAUAUAGUAAUCCUUGGACUCAGCUAUGCUAAUUUGCAGACAGGUUCUGGAAUUCUUAAUGACAGUAUGUCUGGUGGGAUGCAGUUGCUUCCAGAUCCUUUAUACUCUCUUCCCACUGAUAAUACAUACCUUUUAACAAUAACUUCCACUGAUAAUGGCAGAAUUUUCUUGGCUGGGAAGGAUGGCUGUUUAUAUGAAGUAGCAUACCAAGCAGAAGCAGGUUGGUUUAGCCAGCGAUGUAGGAAAAUAAACCACUCGAAGAGUUCACUUUCUUUUCUUGUUCCUUCCUUACUGCAAUUCACAUUCUCAGAAGAUGAUCCUAUUGUUCAAAUUGCUAUAGAUAAUUCUAGAAAUAUUUUAUAUACACGAUCGGAGAAAGGUGUAAUACAGGUUUAUGAUUUGGGCCAUGAUGGACAAGGAAUGAGCAGAGUUGCCUCAGUUUCACAGAAUGCUAUUGUCUCUGCUGCCGGAAACAUUGCUAGGACCAUUGAUCGUUCUGUUUUUAAGCCAAUUGUUCAAAUAGCAGUGAUUGAAAAUUCUGAAUCACUGGACUGUCAGUUACUGGCUGUCACUCAUGCAGGUGUUCGAUUAUAUUUUAGCACUUGUCCGUUCAGACAGCCGUUAGCACGUCCUAACACACUGACACUAGUUCACGUCCGCUUACCUCCUGGAUUCUCAGCAUCUUCGACAGUGGAAAAGCCCUCCAAAGUACAUAAAGCCCUUUAUAGCAAAGGUAUUCUACUAAUGGCAGCUUCAGAAAAUGAGGAUAAUGACAUUUUAUGGUGUGUCAAUCAUGAUACAUUUCCAUUCCAAAAGCCAAUGAUGGAAACCCAGAUGACAACCCGUGUUGAUGGUCAUUCCUGGGCUCUUUCUGCAAUAGAUGAAUUGAAAGUAGACAAGAUAAUUACACCGUUAAAUAAGGAUCAUAUUCCAAUAACUGACUCACCAGUGGUUGUGCAGCAGCACAUGUUACCUCCAAAGAAAUUUGUUCUCCUCUCAGCACAGGGGAGUCUCAUGUUUCACAAACUUAGACCUGUAGAUCAACUGAGGCAUUUACUUGUGAGUAACGUGGGUGGAGAUGGAGAAGAAAUUGAAAGAUUCUUUAAAUUACAUCAGGAAGACCAGGCUUGUGCAACAUGCCUUAUCCUUGCUUGCUCUACUGCUGCCUGUGACAGAGAAGUAUCUGCUUGGGCUACUCGAGCUUUCUUCAGGUAUGGUGGUGAAGCGCAGAUGAGAUUUCCAACCUCUCUUCCACCUCCAAGUAAUGUUGGUCCCAUCUUGGGGUCUCCUGUCUAUUCUAGUUCUCCUGCUCCUAGUGGUAGUCCUUAUCCAAAUCCAUCCUUUUUAGGAACACCAUCUCAAGGUAUACAGCCUCCUGCUAUGUCAACUCCAGUGUGUGCUGUGGGAACCCCUGCAACUCAGGCCGCCAGUAUGAGUUGUAUGACUGGACCAGAGAUUGUGUACUCUGGAAAGCACAAUGGUAUCUGCAUAUACUUUUCUCGAAUCAUGGGAAACAUCUGGGAUGCUAGCUUAGUUGUGGAGAGAGUAUUCAAGAGUGGCAACAGAGAGAUCACUGCGAUCGAAAGUAGUGUUCCUUGCCAGCUGCUGGAAUCAGUGUUGCAGGAAUUAAAAGGUUUGCAAGAAUUUCUAGACCGAAACUCCCAGUUUGCUGGAGGACCAUUAGGAAAUCCAAAUACUACUGCCAAAGUACAACAAAGGCUGAUGGGAUUCAUGCGUCCUGAAAAUGGAAAUUCCCAGCAAAUGCAACAGGAGCUACAGAGGAAGUUUCAUGAGGCUCAACUGAGUGAAAAGGUUUCACUUCAGGCAAUCCAGCAGUUGGUUCGAAAAUCCUACCAGGCUCUGGCUUUAUGGAAACUUCUUUGUGAACAUCAGUUUACUCUCAUUGUGGGAGAACUUCAGAAGGAAUUUCAAGAGCAGCUGAAAAUCACUACCUUUAAAGAUCUGGUUAUCAGGGACAAAGAACUCACUGGGGCAUUAAUUGCUUCUCUGAUCAACUGCUACAUCAGAGACAACGCUGCUGUUGAUGGCAUUAGUUUGCACUUGCAGGAUAUCUGCCCCCUUCUGUAUAGCACUGAUGAUGCUGUGUGUUCUAAGGCAAAUGAGCUUCUCCAGCGUUCCCGACAAGUUCAGAAUAAGACAGAAAAGGAAAGGAUGUUAAGGGAAUCAUUAAAAGAAUACCAAAAAAUCAGCAAUCAAGUGGACCUUUCCAGUGUUUGUGCUCAGUAUCGACAAGUGCGUUUUUAUGAGGGUGUAGUGGAACUUUCUCUAACUGCUGCAGAGAAAAAAGAUCCUCAGGGUCUUGGACUUCAUUUCUAUAAACAUGGAGAACCAGAAGAAGACAUAGUAGGACUUCAGGCUUUCCAAGAAAGAUUAAACAGUUACAAAUGCAUUACGGACACACUUCAAGAACUGGUAAAUCAAAGUAAGGCUGCUCCUCAGUCUCCCAGUGUACCCAAAAAGCCAGGCCCCCCAGUUCUGUCGUCUGAUCCCAAUAUGCUGAGUAAUGAAGAAGCUGGACAUCAUUUUGAACAAAUGCUUAAACUGGCUCAGCGAUCGAAGGAUGAGCUCUUUAGUAUUGCCCUUUAUAACUGGCUAAUACAAGCUGAUCUUGCAGAUAAGCUGCUACAGAUCGCUUCUCCAUUUCUGGAGCCACAUCUAGCUCGAAUGGCCAAAGUUGAUCAAAACAAAGUCUGUUACAUGGAUUUACUCUGGAGGUAUUAUGAGAAAAACAGAAGUUUUAGUAGUGCUGCCCGUGUCCUGUCCAAGUUGGCUGACAUGCAUAGCACAGAAAUUUCACUUCAGCAGCGGCUGGAAUACAUCGCUCGAGCCAUUCUCAGUGCCAAAAGCUCCACUGCUAUCUCGUCUAUAGCUGCGGAUGGUGAAUUCCUUCAUGAAUUAGAGGAGAAAAUGGAGGUUGCUAGGAUCCAACUUCAGAUACAAGAGACUCUACAAAGGCAAUAUUCCCAUCAUUCUUCUGUGCAGGAUGCAGUUUCUCAGUUGGAUUCUGAGCUAAUGGACAUAACUAAGCUUUAUGGAGAAUUUGCCGACCCGUUUAAACUUGCAGAGUGUAAACUUGCAAUAAUUCAUUGUGCUGGUUAUUCAGACCCUAUAUUGGUGCAGACGCUUUGGCAGGAUAUAGUAGAGAAAGAACUGAAUGAUAGCGUAACGUUGAGCUCCCCAGACAGAAUGCAUGCACUUAGCCUCAAGAUUGUCCUCCUUGGGAAGAUUUAUGCUGGCACUCCUCGUUUCUUUCCUUUAGAUUUCAUAGUACAGUUCUUAGAGCAGCAAGUAUGUACUUUGAACUGGGAUGUGGGCUUCGUAAUACAGACAAUGAAUGAAAUUGGAGUGCCAUUACCUCGACUACUAGAAGUUUAUGAUCAGUUGUUCAAAUCACGGGAUCCAUUCUGGAACAGAAUGAAGAAGCCACUGCACCUUUUGGAUUGUAUACAUGUACUAUUGACAAGAUAUGUUGAGAAUCCUAGCCAAGUUUUAAAUUGUGAGAGGAGAAGAUUUACCAAUCUCUGCCUGGAUGCUGUUUGUGGUUACCUGGUUGAGCUCCAGUCAAUGAGCUCUUCAGCUGCAGUACAAGCCAUUACUGGGAAUUUUAAGUCUCUUCAGGCAAAGCUAGAACGGCUUCAUUAAUAUUGUAAUGUAAUUUCAUAUGUGCAUUUUGAUUUGUAAAAUAAAAGCUCAGCUGGGUCCAGACAUCAGGUGUUCUAAAUCUAAGAUUUUAAGAACAAUUUUAAUAGAAAUGUGUUUUUAAUAAGUUGCUAAUGUCUACAAAUAGUACAUUUGCCAAAUGACUUAUAUUUUAUGACCACUAUUUUUGUUGUCCAGUAAUUGGGUUAAAAAACAACUGUGUAGCCAGUAAAGCCACCACCUACAAUGCCAACAUCCCAUGUGGACGACAGUUCAAGUCCCGGCCACUCCACUUCUGAUCCAGCUCCCUGCUAAUGACCCGGGAAAGCAGUGGGGUAUGGCCCAAGUGCUUGGGCUCCUGCACCCACAUGGGAGAACUGAAAGAGGCUUCUGACUUCUGGCUUCAGUCUGGCCCAGCUCUGGCUGUUGGGGCCGUUUGGAGAGUGAACCAGCGUUUCUCACUCUCUCUAUAACUCUGCCUUUCAAGGAAACAAAUCUUUAAAAAAUAAAAACAAAAAACACAACUGAAAUAAGAUUAUAAUCUUAACGCAAGGAUAAAAUUAUUUUAGAACUCUGGUUUUUAAUUCUGUUGCCUGCAGAAACUUUGAAUUUGAAAGUUUUAUUAUUCCUUUUGAAGUUCCUCCAAGGAUAUAGAUAUCAAAACUGAAACAGGCCAGCUAAACAAGUCUGUACCCAUAAUACUGUAUUCCACAACAGUCCUUAAAUAGGCAAAUAACAGUCUAAUCAAAAUAAAUUUUUUAUAUGUUGGGUUCAUCUUUGGAAGAUUUCCUCCAGCUACUAGUCAGUUGAAGAUUGACAUAUAUGUGUUUGUUUAUUAAACAAGUGAUAAACUUGCAACUAAUGUUCUGUGUCCUCAAAAUGUAUGCAGGGAGGUACUUCCCAUUAUGUCUACCCAACUCUCUGGCCUUGUGACUGCUGAUUCCACCAGAGCCCUUCUUAAAGUGAAUGCUUCAGACCUUGAAACCAGCAGCAUCAGCAUCACCUGAGAAUUUUAGAAAUUGAGAUUUCUGGAUCCUACCUCAGACUUACUGAGUCAGAAACUACCGGGCUUUUAACAAGCUCCCAGGGAAUUCUGGUGCCUGUCAAGUUUGUAAACCAUUCUCGUGGAGGAUACUACAGGAUUGAAAUUUCCCUAUGUUUCCUCCUCCCUACUCUACAAUCAGCAGGCUUUACCCAAGCUACACAGUAUGCAGGUAUAAAGCAAAAUUGUUAGUUAUGUAGUUUUUAAUUAGCCUUUAACAGCUUUGGAAUAACUAAACCAAGUGACCCAAAGUCAUAGCAACCAGGGAGGAGAAGAGUGGGAAUGACCACAGUUAGCACAAAAGCUAAAAGGUGGGACUCUCACUCUCUCCUUUAUAAGAGUAAUUAAGUUCUGCUAGUUGUCACUAAUGCAUGUGUAAUAGUUUUUAAAAUAUAUCUGGAAAAUUGUUCAUAUACACUUAACUUUUUACAGAACAUAGAGUUCUCCAUGUUUUUUCUCAGAAUUAAGCUUCCUUUUUCCUUUGAGGUUCUAACAUGUAAUGAAUUGAAUAUUGCUACCUCUCAGAAUUUUCAGCUUUUCAGUUUUAGUUUAAUCUUUUUGAAUGAAUAUGUAAAAUUAAUAUAAGCUAAUAUUAUCAGUUCUGUAAAUUUAAGAGUCUUGUUAUGGCUAUGUAAAGUGAAGGGAUUGCGUAAGUGCUAUAAUUUAAGUGUGAUUCCAUUUCUGCAAGGGAUACAUAUAUAUAACUCCAGUUUUAUGUCAAACACAUUUAUACACUAACAUUAAUAUAUAUGUUAAAUAUACUCAGCUCACAAUGUUGAAAGUCAUCUUUUAUAAGGGCUAUCCACUAGCAUAUUAAAUGGUCAGAGGGGCCGUCACUGUGGCAUAGCGGGUAAAGCCACUGCCUGCAGUGCUGGCAUCCCAUAUGGGCACUGGUUUGAGCCCCAGCUGCCCCACUUCCAAUCCAGCUCUCUGCUAUGGCCUAAGGAAGCAGUAGAAGAUGGCCCAAGUGCUUAGGCCCCUGCAUGCAUGUGGGAGACCAGGAGGAAGCUCCUGGUUCCUGGCUUCAGAUCAGCCCAGCUCCGGCCAUCAUGGCCAUCUGGGGAGUGAACUAGCGGAUGGACCUCUCUCACUGUCUCUCUGCCUCUGCCUUUCUGUAACGCUGCCUUUCAAAUAAAUCUAUAAAAAUAAAAAUUAAAAAUGAAUGGCCAGAAAUCUGAACUCUUAUCCCUUUUAUUCACAUCAAACACUUUGAGAGAGUUUAAGAAUAUAAUAUUGCUCAUAGCAGAUACUCACGAUAGCUUUGGUGGGAGCUGGGGCAAGAUUCCCUAAGGGAAGAAAUUAAGUCCCUUAAUGUUUAGUUCUCUAGAACCUUAGCAUCCAUAAUAAUAAUCUGUAUGGCUUUCACAACAGAUCGAGUUCCACCCCCUGCUUGACGCGGUUCUGGCAGUCAGUGCAUCCAACAUGGAGCAGUAUUGUUUUAGCACAUUUGUCCACUGGGUCAGCAGACUUUUACUCAACAUGUUUCUUUGUAUUGACUAUUAAACAAUUAGUGAGGGUACAUCAGAAAGUUAAUGGCAGGGCUGGCACUGUGGCAUAGCUAGUAAAACAGCUCGCUGUAGUGCUGGCAUCCACAUUGGUGCCAGUACGAGUCCCAGCUCUCUUUAAGGCCUGGGAAAGCAGCAGAAGAUGGCCCAAGUGCUUGGGCUGCUUUACCUGCAUAGGUGACCCAGAAGAAGCUCUUGGCUCCUGGCUUUGGAUUGGCAUAGCUCCAGCCAUUGCAGCCAUUUGGGGAGUGAACCACCAGGUAGAAGAUUCCCUCCCUACCUCCCUCCCUCCCUCUCUCUCUGCCUCUCUCUAACUCUGCCUUUCAAAUAAAUAAAUAAAAUAAAAUAAAAUAAAAA
This is a messenger RNA of Oryctolagus cuniculus (rabbit), 7434 nucleotides long. RefSeq names its product nucleoporin 155 (gene NUP155). The record is from RefSeq and is a predicted model, not a curated record. Gene Ontology annotation, cellular component: nuclear pore inner ring; nuclear pore. NCBI's taxonomy places the organism in Eukaryota, Metazoa, Chordata, Mammalia, Lagomorpha, Leporidae. Gene Ontology annotation, molecular function: structural constituent of nuclear pore. Gene Ontology annotation, biological process: RNA export from nucleus; transcription-dependent tethering of RNA polymerase II gene DNA at nuclear periphery; protein import into nucleus.